Messenger RNA from Planococcus citri (citrus mealybug), 2058 nucleotides. RefSeq names its product speckle-type POZ protein B-like. Gene Ontology annotation, molecular function: ubiquitin protein ligase binding. Bases 91 to 1755 code for a protein of 554 amino acids. Lineage: Eukaryota; Metazoa; Arthropoda; Insecta; Hemiptera; Pseudococcidae. Gene Ontology annotation, cellular component: cytoplasm; nucleus. Gene Ontology annotation, biological process: proteasome-mediated ubiquitin-dependent protein catabolic process; regulation of proteolysis. The transcript is spliced from 2 exons. The record is from RefSeq and is a predicted model, not a curated record.
AGAACACAAAUCAACUUCAGUUAUUCAUUUCACAGACCUGCGUAUGGUUUAGUUUGUUGAAUCCUUCUUUCUGAACAAUUGAAGCGAAACAUGAAUCCUCUCUACAUUAUUUGGAUGGUAAUUUUCGCCUCAUUUUGCAGUAGUCAAGCUGAACUCUCAGAGUUCAAUAUAAACCCUGAUUCUGAGAACACGAUUCGAUGCGACACGUAUUUGUAUAAUCGAAGUCACCACAACAUAGCUUACACUUGGGCUAUUCGUAAUUUCAGUAUUUACGAGGCGAAUGGCAGUUACAUUUAUUUGCGCAAGUUACGUGCUCCCACAAAUGAUAAAGUUGCAUGGGAUAUUACAAUCCUGCCCAAUGAUGAGAAAAAUGAGACCAUCUGUGUGUGUGUAUACCCAUUCAUACACGAAGCAAUAAUUGCAGAUAUCGAUAUAUCGAUUACAAAUCACAAAAAUGAAACCGUCCAUUCUAGGAAUUUGACGGACACCAAAAUGGGAGGGUCGUGUGGUAUUGCCUUGAAAAACUUUUGCAUGAAAGAUGAUAUAUUCAGAACUAAAAUGCUGCAAAACGACACCCUAACACUAUCGAUAAAUAUCAGGUGGUUUGAGGACACAGUUCAUAAUAUUUCACAUCGAAAUAAGUCUGCUCUUGAACCGGAGAACAGCAUUUUAAAAUGUAAUCCAUUAGAAAACCUCGAAUGGAUACUCGAGAGUCCCAAAUUGGCGGACACGAUAUUUUCCAGAAAUGCUAGCAAUUACAAAUGUGAUACGUGCAUACAGAUACAAGUUCACGAAAUUAAAUUAAUCUGGGCUAUUCAUAAUUUCAGCGUUUACGAGACAUUAGGCUACACAGAGAUUUUCUCACCCGACUUACAAGCACCAACAACCGAUAAAUACGUAUGGUAUAUUAAACUUACGCCCAAUGGCCAUCACAAUGACUAUUAUCGUGAUCACAUUGGUCUGGAUGUAUAUCUAUCCAAAUCAAGUAACGCUACACAGACGUUAGCAAAGUAUGAUAUUUCAAUUAUUAAUCGUGAAACACAAGUUAUUUCCAUUGUUAAAUCGCCACCUGAAAAGUUAUUAGCUGGGAAUAGUAAGUGCUGGCAGGACUUUCGCAGUAAAACUUCUUCAUCGUUCAGAUAUCAAUUCCUAAAUAACGACACGCUAACUCUCUUCAUCCACAUUAAAUGGAUUUCUGAACCUUCCAAAGUGAACGUUUCCCACCAGUGUGACACUUCUUCGCCUGCUGCAAUGCUCGAUCCUACUCUUACCAAAUGCUGUAAUCUUUCUGAAAUGUUGGAAUCGAUGCUGGAAAAUCCCGAAUUUGCAGACGUCGUGUUUACAACAAAUGGUAAAAGCUAUCCAGCCCAUAAAAAUAUUUUGGCCGCUCGCAGCCAAGUUUUCGCCACCAUGUUACGAGAAAAAGAAGUAAAACAUGGAAAAAGUAAAAAAAUUGAAAUAAAAGUCGCACACAUGAGUGAAGAAGUACUACGUGCUAUGCUACGAUAUAUUUACACAGGCAAGUGCGAAAAUUUGAGCGAACUAGCUGACAAAUUAUUUAUAGCAGCUGUCAAAUAUGAUCUGGAUGGAUUGAGAGAUAUUUGCGAACAAACCCUUUAUAAGGCUGUGUCAGCUCAGAAUGCAGCGGCCAUGUUGGAAUUUGCCGAAAAGCAUCGUGCUAACGAAUUGAAAUCCAAAGCCAUGGAAUUCAUUGGAAAAGUAUCGGCUCAGAAGCCGAAUACCACCAUCCACUAAUUGCAGAUGAGUUUAUCAACAUAGGUGUCAAAAAGUAAUAAUUCUCACCAAAAUAAUCCAUUUUUUGAAAGGUCACAAAUCCUGUCAAAAAUCAAAGGUCACAUUCUAGAGAAAUGUCCUUUUCACAAUUCCAGUCUACUGUCUUCAAAAAGUGACAUUAUUGCCGUCAACAGUCCUUAAAAAACAAUCAUCUCUACCAAAAGUCAUUAAAAAGGUCACAAAUAUUGUAAAAAAAAAAAUCACUAAAAUCACAAAUUCCAGACAAAUGUACAAAUAUCAAUAAAGUAACGUCUUCUUAUUGUA